Messenger RNA from Eutrema salsugineum, 729 nucleotides. RefSeq lists its product as uncharacterized. Gene Ontology annotation, biological process: branched-chain amino acid metabolic process. The transcript is spliced from 4 exons. NCBI's taxonomy places the organism in Eukaryota, Viridiplantae, Streptophyta, Magnoliopsida, Brassicales, Brassicaceae. The record is from RefSeq and is a predicted model, not a curated record. Gene Ontology annotation, molecular function: branched-chain-amino-acid:2-oxoglutarate transaminase activity. Bases 1 to 729 code for a protein of 242 amino acids.
AUGGUCAGCAAGGUUAGGGCUUCUCGAGAACAACCAAACUGGAUUGGCGAUACUCUUUGGAAACAAAUGACAAGUAUUGGGACACUGAAGAAGCCAAAGAGAAGAGUUCCACCAUCAUCAGCUGCUCGGAUGUCUGAGCGUAAUGGACUUGGUCCUUAUGUUCACUUCUCAGGGCAGAAGUCAUGCCUCCAAAUCCAACAAGAAAUGGAAGAAGAGUUGGGAAGACCGGUGAGUCUUGGUGAAGUUUUCAUCAAGGUUCAUAAAAAACAAGAUGAAACGUUUGUAGACCGAAAGUCCAAGAAUGUGGCUGACGCAUAUAGGAAGAACCUGGAAUCCAAGUUGGCUGACCUCGGGAUAGACUCAGAGACUUCAGAUGGUACUUCACCAUCGUUGGGGCUAACCAUAAAAGAGGAGAAUGAGAUUUUUCUUCAGGGGCUAUUUGAAGAUCUCAAAGCUGACAGGACAGAAGACGACCAGGUUAGGCUGUUCCGGCCUGACGAAAACGCUCUUAGUAUGCAAACAGGUGCUGAUAGGCAUUGUAUGACACCACCUUCUGUGGAGCAAUUCAUCGAAGCAGUUAAGCAAACUGUUCCUCCUCCGGGUAAAGGAGUUUUGUAUACAAGGCCUCGGCUAAUAGGGAGUGGCGCUAUCCUUGGAGCAGCUCCAGCACCUGAGUACACGUUCCUCAUUUACGCAUCUCCCGCAGGAGAUUACCAUAAGGUGAGUUAG